AUGAGGACAAACCAGAAUGGAAUAGGUACUUGGUGGGCAACGGGUAAUGAUGAUACAAAUUGGCAAGGUAUUUUGUCAUUUGACAUAACCAAUGAGGUAUUCAUAAAAACUCCGCUGCCGGAUGGUAGCGAUAUAGGGUAUGCUAAUGAUAAAUAUCUAGAAUAUUUCUUGUUGAAUGAAUUGGUUGCUUUGGGUAUUUCUUGGAAAGCUGUAGUCGAAGAGGGGUCGCAAAUGUGGUGGGAUAUAUGGUUGUUGCAUGAAUAUGGGGUUACGGAGUCUUGGACAAAGCUGUUUAGGGUUGGCCCUCUUACUGGAGUUUUUCAACCAUUAGAAUAUUGGAGGAAUGACAUUAUAUUCUGGGAAAAAGAUGAUGGACAACUAGCCUUGUAUGACCCUUCUACCAAAGAGAUGACGAAUCUUCAAAUUGGUGGAGAAUUACUCUCGUUGCAGAUCAUUCCUUACACGGAAAGCCUAGUUUCUAUAAGCGGAGCAAAUGAUAUAUUAUGA
Messenger RNA from Juglans regia (Persian walnut), 507 nucleotides. Its product is annotated as F-box/kelch-repeat protein At3g06240-like. The transcript has a single exon. The record is from RefSeq and is a predicted model, not a curated record. Lineage: Eukaryota; Viridiplantae; Streptophyta; Magnoliopsida; Fagales; Juglandaceae. The coding region runs from base 1 to 507 and encodes 168 amino acids.